Oldenlandia corymbosa var. corymbosa is the source of this 2011-nucleotide messenger RNA. The record is from the annotation of a GenBank genome assembly. Lineage: Eukaryota; Viridiplantae; Streptophyta; Magnoliopsida; Gentianales; Rubiaceae.
CAACUAAGCAAACAAUCCAUUUUGUUUGUCUUAGGACAUAUAGUUAUUUAUUGCUCCAUUUGGUUUUAAAAAAAGAGCCUCUUGCUCUUUCUUAAUUCUCUCGAGUUCUUUUGCUCUCAUCAUCAUCAUCAUCAAGGAUAUUCAUAAAAACAUUUCCAACAAUCAUGGGGCAGCCUGUGUUGAUAUCUAUGAUGUUUGCAUUAGUUUUUUCAGCUUGCUUGUCGACAUUUGCUUCUGCUGCAGUUGUAGAGCACCAAUUUGAAGUGAAAGAUGUGACCGUGAAUCGAUUAUGCAAGGAUCGGACGAUCACUACGGUAAAUGGGAAUUUACCAGGGCCGACACUUCUUGUGCGAGAGGGUGACACUCUAGUUAUCCAUGUUACAAAUAAAUCUCCUUAUAACAUUACCCUUCACUGGCAUGGGGUAACCCAAUUUCUGAGCGCCUGGGCUGAUGGACCUGAAUAUAUUACUCAAUGUCCUAUAAUCCCUGGAAAUAGCUACACUUACAAGUUCAAAGUUACUAAGCAGGAGGGUACCCUUUGGUGGCACGCCCACAUUUCAUUUCUCCGUGAAACUGUUUAUGGUGCAAUUGUGAUUCGUCCCAGAGCCGGUCGCACCUACCCUUUCCCAAAACCAUUCGCAGAGUUUCCCAUUCUUUUUGGAGAAUGGUGGGAUGGAAACAUUGUAGAUAUAAUAGACACAGCUCUUGCCAAUGGAGGUCCCCCAGUCAACUCUGCUGCAUUCACCAUUAAUGGCCAGCCUGGCGUCCUCUACAAUUGCUCGUCAAACCAGACAUACAGAAUGAAUGUGAUUAGAGGAAAAACCUAUCUCUUACGCAUCGUCAACGCUGCAAUCAAUGCCCAAUUAUUCUUCAAGAUAGCGAAUCACAAGUUCACCGUGGUCGCCGUGGACGCCGCCUACACGAACCCAUACGUCACGGACGUCAUCGCCAUCGCCCCCGGACAGUCCGUCGACGCGCUCUUGGUCGCCGAUCAAAAGCCGGGCUUGUACUACAUGGCAGCCCGUCCCUACACAAGCGCACCGGUGGCUACCAACAACAGCACCACCACCGCAAUCUUAGCCUACGCGGGAUCCCCGAGGAGAUCCAAGCCUCUUCUGCCGGACCUGCCGGCGGAGCGCGACACCGCAACCGCCGCGAAAUUCUACACCGAUUUAACCGCCCUGGUUACGUCACCGUACUGGACCGGAGUCCCUCAGACCGUGGAUGAGGACAUGUUCGUCACCGUUGGGAUGGGAAUAAUGCCUUGCGAGAAACCCGGAACCUGCAACGGCCCGUUACAACAGCGGUUCGCUUCGAGUAUGAACAACGUUUCCUUCCUGCUGCCUUCCAGGAUGUCUUUGCUGGAAGCUUCGGUUCGAAAUGUGAGCGGGAUUUACACAACUGAUUUUCCCAAACAGCCACCGGUUGUGUUUGACUACACGAGUCCUAACAGUAGCUUUAACCCGGACAUCAUAAGGACGACCAAGUCAACAAAAAUUAUCAAGGUGAAGUACAAUACUACGGUUCAGAUGGUGUUGCAAAACCAGAUCAUUCUUGGACCGGAAAACCACCCGAUGCAUCUUCACGGGUUCAAUUUCUAUGUUUUGGCUCAAGGGUUCGGGAAUUACGACGCUUCCAGGGACAGUAAGAAUUUUAAUCUGGUGAAUGCACAAGAACGUAACACCGUAGCCGUGCCUUCUGCGGGAUGGGCUGUUAUUCGAUUCAGGGCAAAUAAUCCAGGUGUAUGGUUUAUGCAUUGUCACGUGGAAGCGCACGUGCCUUGGGGUUUAGCUACGGCCAUCGAGGUUGAGAACGGACCGACGCCGUCCACCACUCUGCCUCCUCCUCCCGCUGAUUUACCAAAAUGCUGAUAAUUAUUCUUUUUGUUUCGAUAUUAUAUAUUCUUGUGACAAAAAUUCAUUCAUUUCAUAUGUAUGUCAUAAAGGCAAUAUCAUAUGCAUGUUGAAAGCAUCAAUAAAUGCUCUUUUUCUUAUAGUGUAACAAUGUGAUG